AUGGCUCAAACUCAAGCGACCGAGCCAGAUCCCGCAGCGGCCGCCGAGGCAGCUCAUUACUGGGGCUUUCUGCUUAAGCCUGACAAGACGCCUAGCAAGCUCCUCGACGCGUUGCUUCGAGGCGUCACAAACCAUAUCUCCACCGAGAUUGAGCCAAAGGAGAGCACACAACUCACACCGAUAAAGCUCGCAGCAUUCUAUAGAUCGGUGGGCGGCAAUUACGACAGCUUAUUUCUUGACACGCCGUACUGGCCUCUAUCACACAUCUAUCAGUACUUGGGCUGCGCUCACUCAUUAUUACCAACACCGGGCGACGACUUUGCUCCUCCUUCUAUCCCGGCAUUAGAAACGAGAGGUUUUGUACGAUGGCAGACCAUCCAGAUCCUCUUAGGCCCCGAAGAGCACGUGCCUUACCUCCAGGAAGCUCUUCAAAAGUUCAACAUUGUCAACCCGGAUGAUGGCAGCCUCUUUCCCAAGAUACUGCCGAAAGAGGCCUUUCCCUUGUAUGCCGAUGAGGAGAUGCUACGAUGGCAUGAAGGCGCUACUCAACGACUCAAGUCCGAUGCUCUGAUCGAACAAGCCCAAAACCAUGCUCGAACGCCAGAUGCAAAUGGGCCACGACCUGGAUCUCGUGACUCAGCGCGAACAGACGUAGCAGACGACUACUUCUCCAGCCCUCAUUCUCACCAUGAACCAGCUCGACCCCGAAGCUCACGGACGGCAUCAUCACGGAGCCACUCUUCCCGUCGCCGAGCAGCCGACGAGCGUGGUCCCACCGAGCCGGCUACUUACGUUUACUCUACCAGACCACGAGCAGGUCCGGGAGGAAGCUUUUCUUCAGACCGUCAUGUCCCUGAUACCCAUGAACCCUACCACGGCGGGGGGAAUGGAUAUGACGCCUCCCCUUCUUCCUCUUCUGCUGCUGCUGCCGCCGCCGCCGCCGCCACCGCCGAACUUCACACAAAUUAUUCCCGCCGCCAUCGACCCAGUUCUCGCUCCCACUCCCACUCCCACUCCCGCCGACACAGCGGAAGUCGUACGCGACGGCAUCGCAAACCAAGCAUCAGCCCAUCUAUCUCCAGCGACUCCCUAGACGACCUUGACUCUGACGGCGAGCGAAUCCCCGUCCGCCCUCGGCAAAACAACAUGCAGCCUCCUCCCCCACUUCGCCACCAUCGCAGCCACGAGCUCGACAGGGACGAACUACGCGGCGGGCCCUUCGUAGGCGUCACCCCCCACCCACGGCGCUUUUCCGAACAGCCCCCCUUUCAGCAUUACCAAGCAUACGCCGCGCAUCACGCGCCGCAAGCGCCGUCCCCACCGCCUCCUGGACCAGCCGUCUUCGUGCGUGCCCCAACAAUGCAAGCAUCCCAAGCCUAUUACAUGCCACGUCGCGCCUCUGGAUCCUCGGGAACUUCCCCAGCGGGACCAUCCGGUUUUGCUAAACCAGAAUAUGCUAGAGUCCCUGGGUCUAUUCGCUGGAGAAACGUAGAUGGCCUGUUUGACCUCCCCCCGAGCCCGGCCGGUGCUGUUCCUCCUCCUGGUUCUCAUCCUUCUUAUCCUGGUUUUCGGCGCGUCCCCAGUCGGUCAGUCGAUGGAGAUCGUCCACGUGUCAGACGAUUCGUGAGCCCGAUCGUGGGCGUGGACGGCCGAAGAUACCCUGCUUAUGAGUCUCUGCGUUGA
Xylona heveae TC161 is the source of this 1683-nucleotide messenger RNA. RefSeq lists its product as hypothetical. NCBI's taxonomy places the organism in Eukaryota, Fungi, Ascomycota, Xylonomycetes, Xylonales, Xylonaceae. The record is from RefSeq and is a predicted model, not a curated record. The transcript has 2 exons. Bases 1 to 1683 code for a protein of 560 amino acids.